CACCUCUCCUGAGUCCAGACACAAUGCAUCCGGUGGCUGGCAGCGCUCAUGCAGCAUGCCUAUUUGGCCGCAGAUAAGCCGCAGAUAGACCGACCGAGAUGGUGAACAAAGUCAAGAGCAAUGUGGCAGGGCCUGCGGAGAGCUAAUCUGGGUAUGAAGGGACGCUGAGCGCGCGGUUUUAGCAAAGCGGAGGCGAUGGUGCCGCAAGACUUACCAGCAGUGGCUUAUGUCGGACUCGCUGUGGUGACGCUCGUCGUUAUCUGGGUGUCAACAUACAUUCUGGAAAGGCUUCGCCAUCUUGAUCAUAUCAGCAAGAAUGUCAGCACGUCGUACUUCCUCGAGGACCCGACGUCCUUGGAGAAGGUCCCUCUCCCCUCCGUCUUUGCCCCCGCUAGCAAGUACAUCUCGCUGAUUAUCCCCGCCAUGAAUGAGGAGGACAGGCUUCCCGACACGCUCGACGAAACCCUCCGUUUUCUACAGCAGCGCGCAAAGGCAGACACGUCUUUCACUUACGAGAUCAUCGUUGUGGACGACGGCAGCAAGGACGGGACCGCCAAGGCGGCCUUUGAGUUUGUGCGGAAGCACUCGCUGGACGUGGUGCGCGUCAUCAAGCUGGGGCGCAACCAGGGGAAGGGCGCCGCAGUCCAGAGGGGCAUGCUGAGCUCACGGGGCGAGCUGGCGCUCUUUAUGGACGCCGACGCCGCUACCGACAUACAUGACCUCAGCAAGCUCGAGCAAGAGCUCCUCGCGCUCGAGCGCACCGCGGUCCACAGCGCGAGCCCGGCGCCCGUCACCCGCAGCGGAGCGAAGCAGAGCUUGAAGGGCCACGUGGGGAGUUUUGCGGCGAUGGCGGUGGGCUCGCGCGCGCACCUCGAGAAGCUGGCCAUUGCCAAGCGGAAAUGGUACCGAAACUUUUUGAUGCGGGGCUUCCACUUGUGUGUGCUCAUGGUGGCAGGGCCUGGAGUCAAGGACACGCAGUGCGGCUUCAAGAUGUUCACAAGGUCCGCCGUCCAACAGAUCUUUCCGAACCAGCGGGUCCAUAGGUGGUGUUUUGACGUCGAGCUUAUAUACCUGGCGAAAUCGCUGCGAAUACCAAUCAAGGAGGUGGCAGUGACGUGGACGGAGAUACCCGGGUCGAAGCUACGCUUCACGAGCAUCUUCCACAUGCUCUUCGAGUUGGCUCUCAUUAGACUUGGCUACGGGUUGGGGUUUUGGAACAUUCGGCGGCAACAAUUGGUUCAAUAAGUAAAGUUUCUAGAGAGCGAGUAAGAAACUCCAAAGAGGCAGUCGAGUUGUUCUCGAAUGAAACCGCGAAAAAAUCGAGUCUGCUCGAUUCACGUACUUUCAGACUCCAACGUGCUUGAGGACGUUUGGCGCAUGCUUUUGCUCGCAAGUUUGCCUUGUCUCUGGUCCGUGCGUCAACCUUCAUCGAGUAAAAGAUGUCGU
This is a messenger RNA of Klebsormidium nitens, 1446 nucleotides long. The record is from the annotation of a GenBank genome assembly. Lineage: Eukaryota; Viridiplantae; Streptophyta; Klebsormidiophyceae; Klebsormidiales; Klebsormidiaceae.